UUCUUUUGUCCAUAAGCGUUAAUUUGAUUCGUCAGCAAUUGAAAUAUCGCAGAAAGCGUGUUGCCUGGCGACGAAGUCACAGUAAACAAAUUCGACCAAUGGCAAGGGGUUGUUUCAUCCCAGGGGUUAAAUACUUUGAGAUGUGCUUUAAAGGGGUACUUUGGGAAUAGUUUCUUAGUUACUAUUGAAGGGAGUGUAUAUAAUAAUAGGAAAAAUGAAAAGCUGCGAGCUUAGUUUAAUUAAAUAUGUUUUGUUUGUUUUUAAUUUGGUUUUUGCGAUUUCAGGGAUAGGUUUGAUAGUAGCAGGAUCAUUGGUCCUUUCAGAUGUGGGGGAGUAUAGUCACUUUAUGGAGAGCAAGAUUCUUGCUCCUCCUGUUGUCCUGAUAGUUACGGGUUGCAUAGUCUUCCUGGUAGCGUCACUGGGAUGUUACGGGGCCAUCAGGGAAUCCUAUCAAAUGCUCAUGGCGUUUGCACUCUGUCUUUUAAUAAUAUUUAUAAUGGAAUUGGCAGUUGGAAUAGCUGCGGCAGUUUAUAAAAGUCAGUUUCAUUCUGGAGUAAAGGAGUUAAUGAACAAAUCUAUGGAAAAUUACGAAAUCAGCAAACCUGACAGGAUUGCUUGGGACAAUUUACAAUCAAAGUUGCAAUGCUGCGGUGUGGAAGGGCCCAACGACUGGCAGGACAAGCGUCCUUUAUCCUGUUGUCACGCAGUACGCGAAGGAGCAGAUCCUCCCACUGCAGUUCACUGCAGAAACGCCGUCCCUGGAUCAGAUUACCUUUAUUCCUACGGUUGCUUCGAUGAAUUGCAAAUCAAAGCUGAUAAGGCUUCGAAAGUCCUAAUCGGAGUUGGCAUUGGAAUCGCCUUUAUUGAAAUUAUUGGUAUUAUUUUGGCAUGUUGGUUGGCAUCAGCAAUAAAAAAUAAGGAAUGAUAGUACGCUUAGUCAAAAUUUUAGUUUUUUUAUAAAAAAUUCAAUCAAAAAUUUAUAUGUACCAUAUUUAAUUUGUAGAAAAUAGUGUACUUUCUUUUGUGAUUAAUAAAAUAAAUGUACGAAAAUUAUUUUAGACUUUAAAAUUUAUUUACAUAAUCAACAAAUUUUUGCACAAAUAAUUGUUAAAUUAUUGUACAUAAUUUUAAUUAA
Molecule: messenger RNA, 1135 nt
Organism: Brassicogethes aeneus
Lineage: Eukaryota; Metazoa; Arthropoda; Insecta; Coleoptera; Nitidulidae
Source: the annotation of a GenBank genome assembly